Symbiodinium natans is the source of this 7833-nucleotide messenger RNA. The record is from the annotation of a GenBank genome assembly. NCBI's taxonomy places the organism in Eukaryota, Dinophyceae, Suessiales, Symbiodiniaceae.
AUGAAUGAUGGGGAGCAUCAGGCAGCCAACAACAUCAAGACACCCAACGCUUGCCCUGAUGCAGUCUCCUUGCUUAUGCCGUGUUCGGAGGUGUUCGGAGGUGUUGGGAGGUGCUUCAUGGUUCUGCGAGGAUCAGGGCGAGGGGGGCUGGGAGGUGGGCCGAACGAGGCCAUGGGAGUGUCAGACGCUUUGCAACAGCAAUGUGAACCUGGGGGAGGGGAGUUUCUGUUCUCCUCCUUCGGCGGCUCCUCGCUGGAGUUGCGCUGGGAGGCCCUUUCCAUGCGAUCCUGGCAAGUGGCACGGAAACACCAGGAGGCAGUGCAGAUCCUGACAAAUGUCAGCGGCUGUGCGAGGUCAGGCAAGCUCACUUGCAUUCUCGGGCCAAGUGGUGCUGGGAAGAGUACCCUGCUCAACGUCCUGGCCGGUCGCCAGAGUGGUGGGCAGCGGCACCGGAUACGGAUUACCGGACAGGUCUGGGUUUCCGGCCAGAAAGUCGACCCACGGGCCGUGCGGUCUCGCAUUGCAUACGUCAUGCAGAAGGAUGAGAUGUUCGCGACAUCCACUCCACAGGAGGCUCUGAGCUUCUCGGCCUCAUUGCGGCUCUCUGGACCCAGGGAGGAUCGGCAGGAGCUCAUCUCGGAACUGCUCGGAUCGCUUGGGCUCCUCGGCUGCGCCAACACGUACAUUGGCAAUACUGUCAUAAACGGGCUUUCUGGGGGCCAACGGAAGCGAACUGCCAUUGGCGCAGUGGAACUUAUCACCAGGCCCGACAUCGUUUGCCUCGACGAACCGCCUGGGACUCAGACCAGUGGCUUGGACUCUUACGCGGCCUACCAGGAAGGGGGCUACGCCAUGUCAAGCCCGGAGAACUUGAAGGGCGAAACAGUCCACAUCUACAUGAAAGUCGUAAAUCUGACUUUGGGAAAUUGGGAGGUCAUGAGCGUGCUGAAGGACUUAGCCAAAACCGGCUGUACCAUCAUUUGCGCCUCGGCAGCUUGCGAGCAAAACUGUAAAGGCCUUUGCGGUGGGCAUUGCCUUUGGGCUGGGGACAGAGAGCAGAUGGUCAACUACUUCGCCAAGGUUGGUUAUCCCUGCCCUGCUGGUUUCAAUCCGGCGGACUUUGUCAUCUUCCUCAUGCAGACGGACCCCCCGGAGCCCAAGGCAAAGACAGACGCCUUGGUUCGCAUCUGGACCCAGGAGCGCCUGGAGGCUGCACUCCAGCGGAGUAGUGCAUCUGGCCUCUCCGUGGGUCCCGUGGCGGCAGGUCUGGAUGCCAAGCUGUGCCGCGCCCUUGAGCUGUUGUUGGAAGGCAUCCCGCGUCUCCACAUCUUCCAUGGUUACUCCAACUUCACAGGAAGCCCUGAAGAAGCGAAGCCACAACACGUGCCAGCAGUUGAGAGGAUGCCCUCAGCCGUUGUCAACUCUUUGCUAGCGGCCAUUGGCCCAUCAGACCUGCCCCCGAGCCAGUCGCAGAUUCAACAGCUUUCAAAGGUCCGCAAGAGCUUCGGAAAGCAGCUCCGCCAGCUGGCCAAGCGCGAAUUCCGCGCAGUGGUCCGGGAUCGAACCACACUGACGGUAAGGUUUUGCCUGUCCGUGGUCCUGACUUUCCUUUUCGGCUUGGUCUUCCAGGGCGUCGGUCGAGGCUCUCAACAAGCCGAGGCCGGACGAUCCUUGAAGCCGACCAGGCUAUCAAAGGCUAUCGCAACUAGAAUUUUCGAGCGCCGCAAUCAGCCUUGCCAGUCCAUCUUCGAUCAGAUGUGGACGGGCCUGACCUACGAGGAAGUUGACAACUAUUUGAGCCUAGGUCACAGCACUGCGAAAGAGGAAGCUGGAAUGGUCUUCCUCCGCGAGUACAGCAGUGGGACUUACAGCCGCCAGACUCAUCUUGGGGAGAGCACAGGGGGCUCUGUCUCCAGGUGUUGUGCCAGGUUGGGUCUGUGCUACGUCGUUAUGCCCGGAUCUCGGUUGGGAGCUUCGGAUUCGGGCACAGAUGGGCAAAUAGAAUGGUUGCCACAUGUCACGAAGCUAGCUGUCUCCGCAGUGAAUGCUCGAAGUGAUGAGAGGUUUGUCGGUAUAAGCGAAGCCGAUCUUCGCAAACUCAUCGGUUGCUGUGAUCUGUUUACCGGGCUGUCCCGGAACGUUGAGGCCCAGGGCAACUCGGGAGAGAUCGCAGAGGCUUUCGUUCGCAACGUCCGAUCAAAGACCUUAGUGUGGAUCAAGACUCUCGCCGUUCUACUCUAUCGGGGCGGCACUCCUAUCAGCAAGGACUUCGUCAGUGCCGCCGACCUGGGAGGGAGUAGGCGAGUAGGCAAGGGUCGGAGACCCUCCACGCUUAGAAAGCAUGUCAAAACUUGGGAGAAGUUCGUCCUCUGGCUGAAAGGGGCCUACGAUGUGGAAUGGCCGGUAGCGCCGCAGCAGUUCAUCGAUUAUCUCGAGGAGCGAGCCUCCGAACCAUGUGGCAAAAGCGUCCCGCUUGCACUGUUGAAAACUCUGAUGUUCAUGGAGACCUCGGCCGAGAUCCUGAAGCCUCAGCAGAUCUCGGUCCAUCCGUCAGUGUCGAAUGCCAUGCAAGAGAUCGCUCGCUUCUUAGAGUCUGCUUCGCAUUCCGAGACUAGGAAGGCAAAUAUGCUCCCGGUCAAGGUGGUGAUGGCCCUGGAAAGGACAAAGACCACAGGUCCGGGCAAAUCUGUCAAGACUGUGAAGCUCUAUGUUUCGAAAGAUGCCUGGCUUGAGGCUCCCACAUGGCUGUCGGUAGGCUGGGAGAUUUGGGAAGAACUCACGCAGGAAGCCGGCCUGGCCCGUAGGGACUUUCUACUGCCAGUACCGGCGUCCGACCUCCAAUCCAUCACCAAGAAGGUUGCGUCCUACGCUGAUGCUGCAGCUCUGUCCAAGGCAUUGCUUUCCAAUCUAGGCUCUUGUGAAGGCAAAGGGCAUUUGUUGCUACCAGGGCUGGCAGCCAUGUGGACAGAGCACUCAGAGAGAGCUACGUUGAGGACGUGGGCAGGGGCGAUUCCACUGUCGCCGCAAAUUUUGAAACGCCUGGGUCGAUGGAAGCAGAGUGUCGACGAAGGCUACGAUCGUGGAGAUCGAGGUGAAGUAGAGAAGGCUCAGGCGAAAAUCGCAAAGUUCAUUCGGACCUCCAGGGGAAAAGCUGAUCCGGUCGAUGAGGAGGGUCUACUCUCGAAGAUUGUCUCACGGUUGGUUGAUCAGGGGUUCGAGCCGUCGGUGGCUGCUGAGCAAUUGGUCCUUCUCAGUUACUUCGGUCGGGACACCGCUCCGGCGGCAUCGGACUCGGAGGAGUUGCGCUCGGCCUCAGACUCAGCCACAGAUGUCAUUUCAUCGUCGUCUGAAAACGAGGACGCGGCCCCUGCGCGUAAGCCGCCAUCGCCAGCGCAAGCUCAAGGCAAGUUCUUCGUGAGCAUUGUGGGCCGCUCCAAGCAAAGGCAGCUGGGAAGGACUGAGGGAGAGAAUCAAGAGUCUUCCUCCUCGGAUAGCGGGGUGAGCUCUUCCGAUACAGUAAGAAAUUUUGCGACGCUGUUUGCUUGUUUGCUUUUCUGCAUCUUGGUUGUUGCCUUCAAGUGUUUGUGCGUCCUGCUUCACUACGCAGACUUCCCAGGGCUCGCGCAGACUAAAGGCAUCAAGCUCAAGCAACAAGCAGAACUGGCACAGCUAUCCAUCUUAGCUAUCUCCCGAUACUCGGCUGUUGCCGACGAUCGUGCCGGACUCAGAACAUUUUGCAAGGAUAUUCUCCACUUGGACCCAAGUACCACCCCGGAGCAUCUAGUCGAAGUGGCUGCGUUGCUGGACUUGUGGGAAUCCUGCAAGUCUAGGGCGGAGGCGCAGCACAAGGCAGACGCAGAGGCAGUGCUGAGUAAACUGCCAAGAGUAGCAAACAAAUCAGAACUCCAGGACAUCAAAUCCCGCUUCGAGGCUCUGCACUACGCUCUCGAUGACAAGGCCACCCCCUCAUCCGCGACUCUCGAGUUCCAUUUUGACCAGGUUGAGCAGGGAGAAUUGAGGCCUACCACGUUGGGUCAAUACGUUAGUCGUGAGCAUGCAGAGGCAGAACAGUAUGGAGCAGUCAUUGACAAGUCCACCGGUGCAAUCAAGAUAAAGAAGGGCUUCACUGAGGGCAAGAAACCUACUUCCCCGGAAGAAUUCCGCUCCGCCGUCAAGCUCGUGGCACACACAUGGGUCAUGUGUUUCCUUAGAUAUCCUCAAAAGUCCUUUCUGAAGGACGUCUCGGUAGCCCAGUGGCAGCGGUAUGCGGACUACAUGCUCGGCGAGCACGUGCAUGGGCUCACGGCCAAGGACAGUCAGGGACACGACUUGUCGUCGCCGUCGUGGGAUCUUGUGCUGGCUUAUGACUAUCAGAUUCGUCGAGGAAUGGUGCGCUUGAUCAACGAAGGAAGCUCUUUUGCCACAGCCUUGGACAGUGCAAUGAGAGAUACCGUUAUCAAAGAACGCUACUUUGUCACGCCAUGUGCGUUGGCGUCUAUCUCCACUUCACCUCCCACCAGGUCCAGGUCUCCGAACACUCGCGGCUUUCGCAAUGACGGUUUCUAUGGGGACCAGGUUGCUAGUGCAUCAGUUGGGGCAUCGCCAGCAGAAGUGCAACAGCCUCAGAUUCUCUACCUCUUCAGCGGGUCUAGCCGUGCGACGUCCACAACUCAGCUGCUAAAGAAGUCAGGCAUGAAUGUUUGCUGCGUGGACAUCUCCGAAGGGAGCCACUGCGACUUGUCACUACCAGAAGUUCAGGAGCGCAUUUUGCGCCAAAUUCAGAAGCGCAUGUACCGAGUCAUACUGUGCACACCUCCUUGCUCCACUUGGUCUAGAGCCCGGUGCGCCAACAAACGAGGGCCUCCUCCCGUGCGUGACGCAGCCCAUCCUGAUGGAUAUCCGUGGUUGAAGGCUUCUCGAGCCCAGGAGGCUUGGCUUGGCUCGCAGCUCGUACAGUUUGCGAUUCGUGUGUUUCAACUCGCCACGGAGGCAUCCGAGCAACAUCCCGACUCUCCAUGUUUUCUUCUUUGGGAACAUCCUGAAGAUUUAGGCGUGUGUGUCCGAGAGGAAGACCGCAUGCACAUUCAACCAGCCAGUGUCUGGCAGUUGGCGGCCGUGCGCAAUCUCAUCGAUCGAGGUCACCCACCAGUUUUCACUGUGGCGUUCAAUCAGUGCUGUUUCGGAGCUUCAUACCGGAAGCCCACGCGUGUCUUGUCAAACCUGCCAGCGCUCAGGUCUUGGGGGCCAUCGGAAUGGCCGCUCCUUGAUGAUGACGGCUUCUACCUUGGUCCGUUGCAGCCCUCAUGCGCAUGUCGAGUGUCCAUGACCUUGGCGCGGACUCCACAGGAUCUCGAUUUUCCCACAGUUGGAACGGCUGCUUAUCCUCCACGCCUGGACUCAGCCAUUUCCUCAGCCGUCAAACAAGCCUUGAAAGCAGCCACGUUUCCUUCGGACGGGGUGGGGACGUGCCUGCAAGGGUCAGCAGGCGCCCCGCUUGGAGCCUCGAGUCAAACUGCUGGAAAGGGUUGCUCUGCUUCAGAGGUGGAAGCUCCGGGGACAGCAGAGUCUCCGGAUGUCGGGAGCCUAGAUGAUCAGGGCAACCUACAGCAUUUGCAGUGCAAGAGCUGUUGGGGCCGCGGCCCACCGAUCAUGGCGUGGUACAAAGGUUCGUCGCGCCCGAUCUGCGACGGGGGGGGGCUGCUGUCUCCAGGGCGGUGGCCUAUCCAUCGCAGAGAUCUCAGUCUCAGCGACAAAGGUGAGCAGCUCAGAGCGUUGGUGCAUGAUCAGUUCAGACUCUGGCGGGAGGCAGUCGUUGGCUCUGGGAAGGACGUGAUGCGGGACAAGUUCUGGCCUGCAGCGGCGGGCUCAAUUACGGUGUCUCCGUUUGGUGAGUCCAUCGAUUCGGCCAGAGAAGCUGUGGAUACUUUUCUGGAGCAGGUUGGUCUGGAUCCCCGCCGGAGGCCCGAGGAUGUCGAGUCCGAGGUGAAUUUCCGUAGGGUGGCCGCGGCAGCGGAGGUGCUAGGGGACGUCGACUUUGAUUACCUCCAAGAGGUGGCGAGCCAAGGGGUUCCGAUUGGUGUGGGAGUCGAGCUUCCGAGAACUCCGCAUGUCUUUGAGCCCAAAGUCAAAUGGAACUUGAGUGAGGCAGAGGGCGAGUUUGUUGACACGAAGGCCGAAAACUACUCGUCUGCCAGGGAGUCUAUGGCUAGAGUUCGGGAACAGGUCCUGGAAGAUGUCAAGAAAGGGCUUGUAGAGCGGAUGACUAAAUGUGAGGCUGAGAGCGAGUUCAAGGGGAGGCUAGCCAUAGCGGCUCUGGGUGCGGUGCCCAAGGCGCUGGACUCUGACGAGGUUAGAGUAGUUCAUGAUGGCAGUUAUUCUGUGGAUGUUAACCACAGGAUAAGGGUAAGAGACCGCAUCCGCAAUCCUCUUGUCGAUGAUGCUGAGGCAGUCAUGCGGCAGGUCAAGGAGGAGUGCAGCGCGAGGCCAGGGAUCCGCUUCGGCAUGGUCUACGAUGUUGCGCACGCUCAUCGUCUCAUGCCAGUACGCCGCCAGGACUGGGGCUACCAGGCCUUCAGUUUGGACGAUAGCGACGAAGUGUUUCUGCACAAGAGAGGGGCCUUCGGGAUAGCGUCUGCAGCAUAUUGGUGGCAAAGACUAGCGGCGACCUUGAUUAGAUGUUUUCACCUGUUGGCAGGGCUCAUCUGGGCGGUCUACCAUUUGCUCUACGCCGACGAUGGGUGGCUCGUUGCCCAGGGAUCUGAUUUCGGUUUCCGGUGUCUUUUCUGGAUGUUUCUCUUUGACCUGUUUGAAGUGCCUCUCAGCUGGAGAAAAGUCCGAGGCGGAGUUCGUCUGCAAUGGAUCGGCUACGAACUCAGCCUGGAUGCUUUCCAAGUGGGGAUCAGUGAGAGGAAGAGACAGUGGAUCUUGAAUUGGGUUGAUACUGUGCUGAUGAGAGGUGGCAUCACAGGCCGGGAUCUGAGAUCGGCACUUGGUCGGUUGGUGUUUGUCGCCGGAGCACUGCGCCAUGUUCGACCCUUCUUGGGCACACUCUUCGCGUGGUCAUCGGUGCUCGCAGCGGGCACGUGCGCCUCGUUUCCCCUCGGAGUGCGGUUGGUCCUAGAGCUUAUCAAGCAGGAAGUGGGGGGCUGUCGCAUGACGAACGUUUGCGAGUGGCCUCGCUACCCGGUAGAUUGCUUCCGCAUCGACGCCAAGGCCGAGAGGGACGACAUCGUACUAGGUGGCUGGGAGACUCUGGGGGGAAAGUCCACGGAGAACGCCCGGUGGUACUCGAUAAGGCUGUCGAGGUCAAAUGCGCCUUGGGCUUUUGUCAAGGGAGAGCCGUUUCGGACGAUUGCGGCUUUGGAGCUCACAGCGGUGCUGAUUGCAGUGAUCCUGUUCUCGAAGUUCGGGUCGUUGCGGGGGAGGUUUGCUGCAGGGGCGCUUCCUGCCCUCACCGACAGCAAGGUAUCCGCCCAUGUGAUUGAUAAGUACCUCUCGUGCUCGUUUCCUUUAUCAGUGGUACUUAUGGAAGUGAGUUUGCAGCUCCACCAGAUGAACACUAGGUUGAUGCUUCGGUGGGUGCCAAGGGAACAGAACACCGAAGCAGAUGCGCUGACAAAUGAAAACUUUCACGGGUUCCGGGAAGAGAACCGCAUCGAUGUGAGGUUCGAGGAGAUCGAGUUUCUGGUGCUGUCAAAGCUUAUGGAGGCGGCGCAAGACGUUGAUGCUGAAGUGAGGCUCAAGAAAUCUAAGAGGCACCAAGGAAGCUCCUAUCAGGAUGAACCUGGCAGGAGAAGAAAGAAAGGAGAAACGAGAUGGAAAGAUCCAUGGUGA